CAUGGAAACUAGCAAUGUCAACAAUAAUCUUUCAAUUCGAUUUAGAAUAUCGUGCAACAAAUUAAUUGAAUUACAAUGUGGAAGGUUGAUAAAUAAUUCCUAUAUACAGUACCUGGAAAUAUUACAAAAUUGCUUACUCAUUCGCUGAAAAAAUGGGGCUGCUUAGCAUUUUGAAAAAGCUGCGGUCAAGUCCCGAUAAAGAACUUCGUCUCUUGCUUCUUGGUUUGGAUAACGCGGGAAAAACGACGUUGUUAAAGCAAUUGGCGUCUGAAGAUGUAAAUCAUGUAACUCCAACUGCAGGGUUUAAUAUAAAAUCUGUCCUUUCCAAUGGAUUCAAGCUAAAUGUGUGGGAUAUAGGCGGACAAAGGAAGAUCAGGCCUUACUGGCGGAAUUAUUUUGAGAAUACUGAUAUUUUGAUUUAUGUAGUAGACUGCUCAGACCACCAGCGGCUGGAGGAGACGAGUCAGGAGUUAGCGGAGCUACUACAGGAUGAGAAGCUGCGUGGAGUACCCGUGCUUGUGUACGCUAACAAGCAGGACUUGGCUACUGCUCUCCCCGCUAGCGAAGUGGCGCAGCACCUAGGGCUGCACCUGAUCAGGGACCGCACUUGGCAGAUACAGGCGUGUGUUGCCACCGACGGCACCGGCGUCAAAGAGGGUAUGGAGUGGGUCUGCAAAAACAUACCCUGCAAGAAAUAGAUUGGCUUUACCCAGUUUUUAGGGUAAUGGGUUUUAAUAGUUAUUUUUUAUGGGUAGCUUAGUGACGUCACUAGUUACAAGCCUCUAUGACGUCACGGGCUGUCCCUCAAUAAUGUCCGUCACUAGACCUAUUUGUCUCAGUGACGUCAUUAACUAAUUCACUCAGUCAUGUUGGAAGAAAACCAGGUAUGCCCAAAAGUGACAGCUAACAUGUCAAGGUUAGCCCAGCUGACAUCAUCCCACCCUGCAUUGCCAUUUCAAAAUAAAUUACCCACAACCAAUGUUUUUACUUUACUUUGCAAGGAAAUUUUGAACUUUUAGUAAAAGAUUUACUUACAGUUUUAAUUAUUUUUAUAUAUGUGACAAGUAAUAAAAUUAAAUAUAUUAGUCAGUAAUUCACUUAAUUUUCAAUAAUAAAAUUUACGUCCUUAGAAUGUUGUAGAUACCAAUUUAAUGGUAACACAGUGGUAAUAUUUAAGGGCUUGACUAGCAAUGGCGGCUUGUCAUAGGAUUGAGCAUACCUGGUUUUACCAUGCUCUCAAUGAUGUCCUUCACUAGUCCUAGUUAUGUCUCUAAAUGACGUCACUAGCUGUCUCAAUUACAUCACUAGAUAUGCCCCUCAAUGACGUCACUAGCUGUCUAGUGACCAAUGAUUAGGUUCCAAUUAAAUACACUUAAUAUUUAUGUAAAUGUACAAAUUAAUAAGCCGUCCAUAAGAUAAAUUAUUUUUUCAAUAUUGUAGAAUAAUUUAAUUUCAAUCAUGUAUUGUGUGUUACGGUGCCUUAAAUGUUAAUAAUUAGGUACUUAAUGCUGCUAGUUCCUGCAGACCCAAUCAAAUUUUAUUUUAAGUAAUACCUGUCAUUUUCUUAUCCGCCGAAAAGGGGAGGGACGGGUAAUCGAAAAACGUCAAUUUUAGGCAGAAAACUUAUACAAUUUACAUUGGCUCUGUUUUACAUUGGCUAGUAACCUAACAGAAAUAAGUUGACAGCACACGUCAAACGGGUUGAGUACAUAUUGUUCAUUUAUUCACUCAUUCAUUUUAAAAUUGACAGCUGUCAAUUAUCCGUCCCUCCUUUUCGGCGGAUAAGAAAAUGACAGGUAGAACUUAAAAUUAGAUGGUGUCUACAGGAAUGAACACCACUUGUAAUUUAUUAAUUAGAUUUUUAAUAUAAUAAUUUAAAUAAUAAUAUUGUAAAGGCAUACCUACUGAUUGCUGCUCUGAAAGUCUCAGCUUGGAGGUGCUUCGAGUAUAGUUUAAACGAAGAUUUAUGUUUAUUAGUAAAAUACUAGUCGUGGCAGUCCAGUUGGAAGAAAGCUUGACCCUCACUGUAAGGUCGCAGGUUCGAAUCCAGCACGGGCCUAAACCAACGAUUUUCGAAAUCGUUUCUCGAAUUCAUGUUUGGAUCAUAAAUGAUUAUCACGUGCUCAGCGGUGAAGGAGAACACCGUGAGGAAACCCACAUACUAACCUAACCUAACCUGUAUUGAGCUGGUUUUCCUUUCGCGGGUUGGAAGAUCAGACAGGCAGUCGCGACUGUAAAAACCGGACCUGUCAAAUUUUCAGGUUAGGUAAGCGGACCCUGUGAAAACGGGUUAAUGCUAGGGAGAUGAUGAUGUUGGGUUGAUUACUAGUAGGUCAAAUGAUUAUUCUACUUGUGAUUGGUUUAGAUAUGUUUUAGAAUAACUACUUUCUUAUUAUGAAUACUUUUAAACUCUAGUCAUUUCCUCACUUCUGUAGAUUUAGUAUAAAGUGAAUUUGCGUGCAAUGCUUAUGCCACGUGCAGACAGGAAGAACGUUACAUGACAAGUCACAUUCUGCCUAUUACCGACCAUUCUACCUAAAUAAAGAUUUCCUAAAUUUCCAUCCAAAAAAUACACGAUAUACAUUACUGUACGAACUUCCACUGAAAAUAGGUUUGAAUAAAGAUUUUAUCUAUCUAUUGCAUGUUUUAAAAUUACUAGCUGUCAAUCAUCCGUCCAUACAUUUUCGGCAUACUUGGUCCUUGUUUUCGGCGGAUAAGAAAAUGUCAAGUAGGUAGAUAUAACCAAAGAGGAUGGUAACAAAUACGUUUUAUUGUAAUAAUCGAGAUGAGGGGGGUUAAGAAGGCUACAUCGAAGCAAUUUAUCUACAAAAGCAAUACUGCAAUUUGACAUGUGAGCAUAUAAAAGUGCGCAAUGCAAACAAAUGUCAAAUAUUGCUUUUAAACUCCCCCCCCCCCCCAAGUGGACAACAAUUUCUAAGUUAUAUAUUUUCUUUUCCGCCGAAUCAGAAAGGGACGGGUAAUCGACAGACAUAGAGUUUGUGAAACACACGUCAAUUUUAGGCAGAAAUUUAAUCAACCCAAAAUGAAAAAUGUAAUUAUAAUAAGUGCGACUUUUUGUCACCUUUUUCUAUGACGUCACAGAUUGCUUUUUCAUACAAAUUCCAUAGUAAUUUCGUGUUUUGACGUUUAGUAAAAAGUAACUGAUUUGACUAGUUGGAAACUACUGUUAGAAGGUAUCUGCCGGAAUCCAGGGCGUGUCGCUUAUGUAAUUAAUUCAAUGUGGUAGGUGCGUAUUAUACUGUAACAAUUGUCGUUUCUUCACUGUUUUAUAACAAUAAAUCAACUACGAAUACUUA
This is a messenger RNA of Pectinophora gossypiella (pink bollworm), 3317 nucleotides long. RefSeq names its product ADP-ribosylation factor-like protein 3. NCBI's taxonomy places the organism in Eukaryota, Metazoa, Arthropoda, Insecta, Lepidoptera, Gelechiidae. Gene Ontology annotation, molecular function: GTPase activity; GTP binding. Gene Ontology annotation, cellular component: microtubule cytoskeleton; cytoplasm. The record is from RefSeq and is a predicted model, not a curated record. Bases 153 to 698 code for a protein of 181 amino acids. The transcript is spliced from 4 exons. Gene Ontology annotation, biological process: cilium assembly.